Lichtheimia ornata is the source of this 2562-nucleotide messenger RNA. RefSeq lists its product as uncharacterized. Gene Ontology annotation, molecular function: metalloexopeptidase activity. The coding region runs from base 1 to 2562 and encodes 853 amino acids. The transcript is spliced from 7 exons. The record is from RefSeq and is a predicted model, not a curated record. Gene Ontology annotation, biological process: proteolysis. Lineage: Eukaryota; Fungi; Mucoromycota; Mucoromycetes; Mucorales; Lichtheimiaceae.
AUGGCGAUGGAAGACGACGACCAACGGCGUGGUAAUGCGUCCGAGCAGACACCUCUUUUAUCCCACCAUGAACCUGCAACACGCUCGCGUUCACGACUCCAUUUAUUGCCCAAUCAGAGAAAGCGUGCAGCAUUCGUCUACCUUUUCACCUUUGGCUUCAUUGCUCUCCUUGCAUUGGCCGUUCAUGGCGUUCGAGUGGCACUUCCUGAAGCAUUAUCAGACCGGUCAGCUCAAGCAAAGGAUGGCUUUGCCGGCAUGCACGCGUUUGAAACCUACUUGAGUCGCUUUACUGAACCACACCCUGUGAACUCUCGAGAAAACAUUGCUAUGAAGGCAUGGCUCGACUCUCUCGCAUUCGAUUUCCAAAAGGAAGGCCAAAAAACAGGCGUCCAGGUGGAUGUGGUAACCAAGGAUGGCAUUGUGGUGGCAAACGAGAAUGUAUGGUUCGCCAAGAGUGAACAAUGGAUUAUGGAAUCAAGAAACCUGAUUGUACGCCUACGUGGUCAACUUGAUACGGAUGAAGCAGUAUUGAUCAAUGCGCACUAUGACAGCGUCCCUACAGCUCCUGGAGUAACCGAUAAUGGUAUGGGUGUAUCAGUGGCCUUGGAACUCUUGAGAUACUUCAUUCAGCAUCCUCCUCGUCAUUCAAUCAUUUUCCUUAUCAACAAUGCCGAAGAAGGAGGAUUGGUUGGUGCCAAGCAGUUCACGAAGCAUCCUUGGUUUCCCACAGUGAAGAUGUUUAUUAAUCUUGAGGGAGCUGGAGCUGGAGGACGUGCAAUGAUUUUCCGUUGUAGCAGUAUGCAAGCAAUAAAGCAUGUAGCAGCACAUGCUCCAUUAGCGCAUGCAACACCCCUUGGCAAUGAUAUGUUCAAACUUGGGUUAAUCAAAAGUGAUACCGAUUAUACAAUCUUCACACAACAAGGUGUCCCUGGUGUUGACAUUGCAUUCUAUGCACCUCGUUCUCAUUACCAUACGCCACGUGACAACCUCGACAACACAUCACCAAAGUCAGUCCAACACAUGGGUGAUGUCACUUUGGAAGCUCUCAAGGCAAUCGACAAAGAUGAUUCCAUUUUCACUGAACAGCAUGAAUCAAAGAUGGUGUACUAUGACGUCGUAGGCCGCUUUAUGCUUGCAUAUGGAUUUGCCACCCAACGCAAUAUCAACAUCCUUAUCUUGGUUGUUGCUCCAUUGAUCGCUCUCGUAUGGACAUGGAUUAUCGCUGGUCCCUCCAAAGGCCGCAUACUCGGUCAACGAAUGGCGAUUGUGGCACAAGGAUUCUUUGCUACUAUCAUUGGUUUUCUAUUCACGGUGAUCUUUGUGGGUAUUGCAGCAACGGCAUUAUUCAAUAUCAAUACUAUGGUCACGUAUGGAAAUGCCAUCUCAGUGUCCAUGUACCUCUUCCUCGCUGCUGUUCUUGGUUUGAUCACAUCCCAAAUUCUUUGCACCAAACCUGAAUUUAUGCGAAAGACCUUGUCAUCACCAGAAUCAAGCUUUUAUGGUGUUAUUGCGUUUUGGUGGAUCAUGGUGAUAUUGAGCGUAUACGCAUCCUCUAAUCAAGUGGCCGUCAUGUACUUUUCCAUCUUUAUCUUGGCAAGCAAUGUCGUUGCUGUGGCCCUUUACAAUGCCAUGCCGGUCCAGAGCCUUUUAAGAAUGCCUCUUGUGUUCCUGACUCAAAUCUUGGUGCCUUUUGUGAUCCUUAUUGAUCAAAACUACUUGUUGAUGGAUACCAUGCGUCAUGCGACGGUGGAUGGAACCCCAGAAGCUGCAGUAUAUGGAUUGAUGUCCUUGCCAAUCGUCCUCAUGGUGAUUCACCUUCAGCCUUGGAUCCAUAUCGCUGGUCGUAAGCGAUCUGCAGCCAUCAGCAUGACUACUAUCUUUGUCCUGGUGUUUGCUGUUUGCUGUGUCCUCAAGCCUUUCAAUGAUGGCUGGUCACCAAACAAGAUGUUGUACAGGGAAGAAUACAAUGCAACUUCAGGAUUGUCAACUGUGAGCAUGACAGCAGCUUGGGGCGUUGCACAAGCCUUGAAGAAAACGCUUCCUGCCAAUGAAUCUCAAUCACUCUCCUGCAACGUGUUCAAUACAUAUCAAACGCAAUGCAAGUACCAAACCAGCCUUGUGCCUAUUUAUGCCGACAACCAAGACGAGAUCCAAGUAUCAAAGAUCGAGACUUCAUGCGACGAUGAUAAUGUGUGUCGCCUUGAUACGGUGUUUACAGCCAAAAACAGCAUCUUGUGUCGCUUACGCUUGGAUACGGAUGAUGAGAAGGAUGGCAAAUUUAUCAAAGGAUUUGCACAUGGCGUGGAGACGCCACAUGACAAGACACUUGGAGCUUUAGUCGCCUACAACCUAGAGUAUGGGCAGCCUUUCCAUAUGGGUGUGGAAUACAAAAAGACCGGCAAUGCAACAAUGAGCGCGACCAUUGGCUGCUACUACGAUGAAUGGACCAAGGGGGAGAUACCAGCAUUCAAAUACUUACUCGAUCAUUUGAGCAAGGAUACCACCGUUUUGAUCCGAGGACAGGGCUUAGCUACCGUCAAUUAUCAGCGUAUUACCUUGUAA